AUGGCAAAGAAUUCGAUUCUGUUCUGCUUCUCUUCUUGUUAUUAUAGGAUUCCAACAUCUGUUUUCGUGCUCUUUUCCUUUCUUUUUGGCUGCUCGCUUUCAGUAAACCAGUUGGCUCCGUACAAUACCUUCACCGUUUCCAGUUUUAGUUACCCAACAACUAAUGUCAAGCCGUUUGAUUUGCGUUAUAUACGAGUUGAUUUGCCGGAAUGGUUCUCUUCUGUGUCCGUAACAGUGAAGUCGGAUGUAGACCUUGAUGUGAAAAGCAUAUCAAAGGUUCCUAAGAGCGCACUGCCACUAAUCUGCAUCAGAGAUGGCAGUCCUCCUCUGCCAGAUGUCCUAAACAGUUCUUUUAUAGAACUAGGAUCCUUCUCCAAUGGAUCAUUUCAAAAAAUUCUAGGUCCUCAGAAUGUGCUAUGCUAUCCAAUGCAGAGAAAUAUAACAGUGACACUCACAAAUGAGCAGAUAUCUCCAGGAGCUUGGUAUCUAGGUCUUUUUAAUGGCAUCGGACCUACAAGGACACAAUCAAAAAUGAUUAUCCGUAGCCCAGCAUACUCCUUUAGUGCCAACAUCAGUGUGGAAGAAUGUGCAACAUCAACAAUGUGGGGGCAGUAUUGCAAUCAGACAAUUGACCCUCUUUCAUGUUACCAAGCUGACAGCUACAAUCAGACAGAAAUUAUUUCUGGUUCUAACUUACAAACAAUACAAAAUGUGAUUUCAUGUAAAAAUUUGGAAAGUUCUUGCCAUGGAGAAGGUGAGCCAAAAGUCUAUGCAUUGGAGGUGUUGGGAAUGGCAGAACAAUUAACAAUUAUGGCAACAAAUGUCAGUCUCACUGCUGCCCCAUCAAAUAGCAUUGUUAACGCAGAUGUUGCGAACUUAAUGUAUUUCGCUCGGCAUGGUGCAAUGCCUUCAAUGGCACUAUAUGAUUAUUCUGGCGACAUGAGUAAAGCUCCUCUCAUCAUUCGUUUGCCAAAGGUUGGUCGAUGGUUUGUUACUAUUUUACCCACUAAUCUUUCAAAAGAAGUUGGAGGGAUUCAGGGUAAUAAUUUGCAAGUUUGCUAUUCCAUUACAUGGCAAGUGCUCAAAUGUCCGGUGGGGAAGGCUGGAUUGAAUUGCUCUUCAGAUAAAUACAUGCUUCAGACAGUUCUCAGGAGAGACUCCACUCCCUUUGAAUCCUAUUAUUUGCCCCUUAGUGGAAAAUUGUCACCAGAUUCAGCUAAUUUUCCUCUUGAACCCCUUUCAAGUAAUUUGUCAUACAGCGCCGAAAUAGAUAAUUCUUGGACAUAUUUUGUUUUGAACAUUCCUCCUGGUGCAGCUGGAGGGAACAUCCACAUCCAGCUGACUUCAGAUGUGAAGAUAAACUAUGAAAUAUAUGCUAGAUAUGGUGGAUUACCAUCUCUUGACAGUUGGGAUUAUUAUUACGCAAACAGAACAAGAAGCAGUAAUGGUUCCAUGUUUUUCAUGUCAUAUAAUUCAACUGAAGAAAAGGUUGAUGUUUACAUUCUAUAUGUUAAGGAAGGAACUUGGACUUUUGGAUUAAGGUCUUUAAUUACCACCAUUAGUCCUUCAAAUGAUCAGACUGUCAUGUCGGUCUCUGUUGAGAGAUGCCCAAAAAGAUGCUCUUCUCAUGGGGCGUGCAAAGUAGCUCUGGAUGCCAGUGGGUUGACUUCAUACAGCUUCUGCUCCUGUGAUCGAACGCAUGGGGGCUUUGACUGUAGCAUCGAGAUUGUAUCACAUCAAGGGCACAUAUGGCAAUCGAUUGCUCUAAUUGGAUCAAAUGCUGCGGCUAUACUUCCUGCAUAUUGGGCUCUUAGGCAGAAGGCAUUUGCAGAAUGGGUUCUCUUUACUUCAAGUGGAAUUUCAAGUGGAUUAUAUCAUGCAUGUGAUGUUGGCACCUGGUGUGCAUUAUCCUUUAACGUCUUACAGUUCAUGGACUUUUGGCUGUCUUUCAUGGCAGUGGUGAGCACUUUUGUAUACUUAACCACCAUUGAUGAAGUUUCUAAACGAGCAAUUCAUACAGCUGUUGCCAUCCUGACAGCCCUAAUGGCGAUAACUAAGGCAACCAGGUCUUCUAAUAUUAUUCUCGUGAUGGCAAUUGGCGCACUUGGUCUUCUCAUUGGAUGGUUGGUAGAAUUCUCAACCAAUUUAAGGUCAUUUUCCUUUUCAAGGGGAUUCUGUUUAAAUGUGCCCCCGAGAUGGGAAGCCAUUGGACCACGGCUCAAUGAUUUAGUCAAGACACUUUUGAGAAGAUUCCAAUGGGGUUUCGUGCUAGCAGGGUUUACUGCCCUGGCCAUGGCAGCGAUAAGCUGGAAGCUGGAAAGCAGCGAAAGCUACUGGAUAUGGCACAGUCUGUGGCAUGUCACCAUAUAUACAUCUUCCUUCUUGUUCCUUUGUUCAAAAGUAGACAUUAUAAAUAGUGAAAAUCAAACAACGCCAGAGGGAAACUAUGGGUUGACACGGCAGGAUUCAUUUCCAAGAGCUGAACCAUAG
Molecule: messenger RNA, 2490 nt
Organism: Dovyalis caffra
Lineage: Eukaryota; Viridiplantae; Streptophyta; Magnoliopsida; Malpighiales; Salicaceae
Source: the annotation of a GenBank genome assembly